Molecule: messenger RNA, 1068 nt
Organism: Cryptosporidium ubiquitum
Lineage: Eukaryota; Apicomplexa; Conoidasida; Eucoccidiorida; Cryptosporidiidae
Exons: 1
Coding region: 1-1068 (355 amino acids)
Biological process (GO): glycerophospholipid catabolic process
Molecular function (GO): phosphoric diester hydrolase activity
Source: RefSeq, a predicted model, not a curated record
AUGGUUUUAGAAAUAUUAGUAAUAAUUUUCGUAAUAAAUUAUUUACUAUUACAUUUUCCGAAAAUAUUAAGAACAAUAAAUGGGAGUAACUCAAAAUUAAAAGUUUCUGAAAGUGUUUUAGGAAAAGGGAAUGGUUGUUUACAUAUUUCUCAUAGAGGAGGAUCUGAUGAAGCACCAGAAAAUACACCUAUGGCAUUUGAACAUGCAAUAAAUUAUUGUAAUACAGAUAUGUUGGAAACGGAUGUAUGGUUAACAAAAGAUAAUUUGUUGGUUGUAAUGCAUGAUGAGAGUUUAUUACAUGUUUGUGGUUUAGAUCAAUCAAUAAGCGAAAUUAACUAUGCAGAUCUUCCAAUGACAAAAGAUUCAGAAAGUUUAAUCCCAUCUUCAGAUUUCUUGAAUCAAAAUGAAUGGAGAGGUUAUCCAAAAAAGUUUUCAUCACAAAAAUUAGUAACAUUAGAAGAAUUAUUUCAGAGAUAUCCUGAUAUAUUAAUUUCUGUAGAUGUUAAAAAUCCUAAUAAUAAAAUAGCAGUUUCACAUACUGUUGAGUUGGUUAGAAGAUAUAAAAGAGAGAAUAAGACAAUGUUAAGUUCAUUUUGUAAUGAAAAUGUUAGUUAUUUUAAAGAGUAUAAUAGAAAUAAAAAUUCACCAGAACUAGUAAUAUGUAUUGGUAAAAAAAAAUUAUUAAAGAUUUUUCUUGCAUAUUUUAUGGGAUUCUUACCUUGGAUUAAUAUAGAAGAGCAUGUAUUAUCUUUUCCUAUGAGUUAUACAUUCUUUUCAUCAUAUGGAAGAGUUUUUGCAAAUAAGCUUUCUAAAUAUUUAAAAUUAAGUAAAUACCAUUUAGAAUAUAUUGAGAAUGAAUUGAUACCAAAUAUUUUAGUUUGGUUAUUUAGCAGAAAAUUAUUAAUAAAACAUUUACAAAAAAGAGGUAUAAGAUGUUUUGCUUGGGUGUGUAAUAAUGAAAAAGAAAUGAAUAUAUGUAAAGAAUUAGAAUUAGAUGGAAUAAUGUCAGAUAAGCCAACUUUAUUAAGGGAAUAUUAUAUAAAGAAUAGAAUCAAGCCUUUCAAAUAA